GUCGCCCGCGCGAGGAGGAGCCCAGCCAGCGUCCCUGCACCUCCCUGCCUGCCUCCUGCCCGCCCCCUUCCCUCCGCCCUAGCUCGGCCUGCCCGGAAGUUCAAUCGGCCUCGAAGAGUCGCUUCCGCCCGCCGCCGCCGCAAGAAAAAAGGAGAGAUAAAAAAGGUCAGAGUGAUAGUAGGGGAACCACCUUCUGGCAUGGACUGGGGAUCCCUAUAGAACAGGCGGAGUGUCACGGCGUGUCCGCGCGCGAGUGAACGGAGAACAGCGGCAGCGGCGGCAGCCGGGGGCGGAAGGGCAGGAAGUCGGCUACCUUCGCCUCUGCUGCAGCCCGAGGGGUGUUUUGUGUUGAGGCGCCUCUUUCGUGGCAUUUGCCAUGCAAGGUGAAUGUCUACUCAGAAGUAAACCGCACUGAGCUCAAUAGGGCUUGUGCGUUUAGAGAUCGCAAGCCCUAGUUAUAUGGACAUUAGCGACAUUAGCUUAUCUGCAUAUCCUGGUUUCUACUGUAAUCGUUCUACCUGCAUCUUGAUGACAUGCCUCAUCUGUGUAGUACCGCGAUGGAAACCUUUGCUGGUGAGGUUUCAUUUCGUUAAUAAAGACUGUGUUUUGUUUUAAAAAAAGACUGAAUCGGUUUUUUAAGCAAGCGAGUUAUUUUAAGUCAUUAUUAACUUCAGUCACCGCCUGCACUGUGGAGAUCGUGAGGUUUGCUCAGGAUUGUGAUAUAAUCACUUUCAGGUACAAUCCACUCACUUGCAGCCACUCCGAAGUUGAAUGAAUUGUGGCAAGGUGAUAAAUAGAGUCCAAAUCAGCACCGUGAGAGCGGACUAUAGUAAACUCUCGCUAUAGCUCUCAGCUACCCCAUCUUCAGGGAAGGGGGCAAUGAGCAAUGGACAUUUUGUAGGGCAUUUAAAAAACCCUUUAAAAUAAAAUAACCCAAAGAAGACUUGACGUUGGAGAAACUUAAACUUAGUCCUUCCUUCUAGAGGAAGACGCGCGUUGCUCCCAAAUCACUGCACCGAAAAAAGCCGGAACGUCUCCCUUGUUGCUGCCUUAUGAGCAACUGCCUUUUUACCACUCUGAAGGUAAAUACGUAGUCAAGGCGUCAAAAAUAGCCAGGAAAUCCGGUCUGCAGGCAAAGGAACAGUCUAAACUCCCUUAUGGUUGUCUCCUAUUCUAUAUAACCCGCUGCUAGUCGCCGCAGGCAGCGAGUGCCGCCUGACGGCUGUCUGCUGAAAAAGCAGCUUUUCGAAUCCACCUAUGAACUGAUCUGUAUGGAGGGAAGUCGAGCAUCUACACACGGAAAUGCAACGCAGUAUCUUGCCCCUUAACAAGCUGUUCAAGUGACAAGGCUUAUGGGUCAGUUACUUCAUGAGGGGUGGGGAGUGUGUGUUUUAAUUCAAUAUAUUUUGACAUCCUGGCUAGGAUCUAAGAAAAGCAGGAACUAGUUUAAUAAGCCCAUGCAAAAUCUGUUUGCUUUAAACACCAGCUCCCCAUGCUGCAAAUCAAGCAGGUUUUGGUUUUGUUUUAAUUAAGAGUUGAUCACUUCUCUGGUCCUUUUGCCUACUUGCGUUAUUCUCACCAGGGUGGUGGCUUUGAUUUGCCUUCCCGUGAUUGAUCUGUGUACACGGCUUUGUGUUUCCAACUCAAGACUCAUUGGAAAACAUCUCAUCCAGUUCAAGCUUUGAAAAACAGCUUUGAAAAACUUUUUCAUAUUCUCCAGUGUGCUACCCUUGCCAUUGUGGCGGCACGGGGUUGCCGUUCCGUGAUAGGACUUACGCUACGUGUUGAACGGUUCAUUUAUCCAAUCUGUAUAACGUUUACUGUACAUGUAACUUGUUAAGAUAGAGUUGUACAUUUAUCCAUUCCAUGUUUACAGUAUCUCCAGGCUUUGUCUUGCACAUGGCACCUUAGCAUGUUUGUUGUUUGAAUAGUUAUAGCCUAUCUCUACUCUAGCUAUUGUUCUAGUAAAUUUGGUUUUAUAACUUAUAAGCCAGUUUGUGGUGUUGUUGUUUUCCUGCAUGGCCCAACCAGCUCUUUUGGACCACUCUCUUUCAUCCCACAUAACUCCUCCCACUUGUCUGAUAGGCCAGCUCUGCUAGGAAACAUAUUAGUAAGCUUCAUUGAUGCUCCCCUUAUCCUUAGCCAACUGCCUCAUAGACCCUGAUGGCAACAUCCACCCACCUGUGCACCUUGAGAGGCCUACCUGAGUGAGUAAAAGUAGAGAGCCCACUGCCCCUGAGGUUAUCACGCUGCCUCUCUCCUCCCUAGGACCAUCAGAAGCCAAGCCAAAUUAGGCCUCCUCUCCUCCAUUAUUUAGUGGCCUUUCCUCAUAAGCUCAAAAGUUGGAUCUCUCUCUCCAAAAGUUGGAUCUCCAACAGCCCCCUGGCCUUUUUACCUGCCGUUUAGUCUGUAGCAACUCCUUCGCUGGAGGCUGGCUCUUCCCUUGGAGAACGUUUUCCUGCUUAUGCACUCCUUUUCCCGCUCAUGCACUGUCAAUCAUGUUACCAAGCAGCAGCUGUGCUUGGCUUUGUGUUUGUUUUGUGCUGCCAGACAUUUCUAACCUUGUGACUAGUUCAUGUGGCAGUUUUUUCCUUCUGCCUAGAGCCUUUCCAUGCACAAUUGUUUCCCCGUUUCGUUCGCCCCGACUUCUCACUAUUAAUCUCAAGUGUUGUAAGCGGGCCAGGUGGGAUGUUUUGAGAAUGGGUAGCAUAAUUAGCCUGCGUUUGUUCUCCCUGUGACCUUGCAUAUCUCACGAGUGCCUUUUGCUUCACCAUAUGUAGGUAAGCUCUGUUGGUUACUUCCCCUUUUGAUCUGGCAGCAGCGGCAUGCCUGUCACAGCUACUGCUUUGGGAUGGAAUUCUGCAAACAGCUGUCAGAUAAGAGAUGGAUUGGUGUGCUGGCUGGCGAUAUCACAAAGGCACUGAAGUUGCCACCCACCUCUGCGGCUCUGAAGUGGCUCACCCUAGAUGCAAUUCCUGGAGAAAGAGAUAUGAAAGGGUCUCUCUGGGGUCAGUGGUUGUAGAUUACUCAAGCACGGAAUAUUAUUUAUCUUUCCUAAAGCUUUUAAACAAGCAGUACUACUUCUGCGCACACUACUGAAGAGGACAGGCUCACAUUAGUGUUGUAUACUCCACUUCUCCAAGCACUGAGAUGUAGGAGCACAGACCAAGAUUUAGAAGGCUACUGCAAAGUUAUUGGCGUUUUAUGUUUGAGGGUGGGCUUUUUGUGUUUUUUUACACAAAUAUACAGGUUGAAGGUAGGUGGAGGUAUAGCUUAAACAUUCCAACAGACAAUCAGAGUUCACUGUUUCCACAUCAGAUCUUUAAGGAUACAGCCAGCACCACAAAAUGCUGUUAAUUCAGAGUCCAAUAAAUCGGGUACAGUAUCUCUGUUUUCCCCCAAACCAUAGUUUGUCUUCACAAGCUGGCUAUUUCUUGCACAGAAUCCAAAUGAUUCUCCAGUUACUUCCUAGGCUAUUUAUCUGUAAUUUCCCUAACAAAGGAGAUACUUGCCAGGGCCAUCCUGUCUAAACCCCAAAGCUUCAAACCCUAGAAAGUUGGAAUAGCUAUCAGGCAAACAAGACUAUGUUUCUUUUAAUCAGGGGUGACCUGGUGGAGGAGAGAGUCUAGUCUUUUGCAUCACGCCUUAGUUUCUCAAUCCCCUUUAAAAAACAAAAAACAAACACACAAUCAAUUUCCCUGCAGGGCAGCUUUCUCUUUGAAAGUCUGCUUAAAUUUGCAUAUAUAUACACACACACAUACACACACAUCUGCAUAUACAAAUUUGUAUCAUGCGUUUGUGUCAAAGAACUUGGUGACACCUCUGCUUUCAAGACCAUAUUAGUAUUUGAGAAUGUGUCCAUUAGUAGAAAUCUGAAACACAGCCUUAGUUGCACAAGCUCAUAUUAAAUGGUAUUUCAAGCAAAGCCAUUGGGGUUUAAACAUACAUCCAAAUUGUUAAACAACAUUCAUUAUAACAGGCAUAGACAAAUGUCUCCAAAAUUGCAUCAGCUUCCUUCCCUUUCAGGGAUCUGUCCUAGGCAUAGCCUAGUUAACACACCAAGCCCUUUUUCCUGGCUUGGCUUUCGAUUUCAUUCUAAUUAAACAGAACUCAUCCUUUUAAAAUAAAUAUGUUGAGAAAAUGUAAGAACAUCGCUAUAAUAAAAGAUCCAACAAAAGUGUGUAUGUGUGUUUAUCACGUUUUGAGGGAGGGUGACAAUCUUCUUUUAGAUUGACAGCAGGUGGUUAAAACUGUGGAGUAAAACAAGGAACAAGUUGUAAAUCAUACCGUUUGACAACUAUUCUUCAGAUGCAAAACUGAUGUGAUUAUACACAAUAGAUAUGUGAGCUGUGGAACGAAGCUACUGUUUUAGUAUGGAGUGUCAUAUUCAAAGUGUUUGAAACUGUUUAUAUGUGUUCUCCAGCUGAAAUACCAUCACGCUAGCAGGAGCUCAAGUGAACUCAGUGCUAUGUACAGUAUAAAUAAUCCCCAUAUUUUGAGCUGCAAGCAUCAUGACCAGCUGAUAUUUUCUUUCCUCAGCACCAGCUGUUCCCUAGGAGUGUCUGGCUGGAGCCAUUCUAUCUUCCUGACAUAUUUUGGAGCUGUAUCUAAACACUGACAAAGCCUCUUGUGCAGCAAUGACUGUCGUAGAGGAAAAUCGUCCUUUUGCCCAACAACUAUCCAAUGUCUACUUUACGAUACUUUCACUUUUCUGCUUUAAGCUUUUUGUGAAAAUCAGCCUCGCAAUACUCAGCCAUUUCUAUAUUGUAAAAGGGAACCGUAAAGAGGCAGCAAGAAUAGCUGCUGAGUUUUAUGGACUUCCUCAAGAACAAGGUACGCUUUUGUUUCCUUUAUCACCUUUGUCAUUUCUUGUUAUUGAGCUGCUAACUUUUAUAAGUCUUUUCUUUAAGCAAACUAAUCUGUAAUUUUCCAUAAUCUUUAGGCAACCUGUUACUGACCAGAUUUUCCCACUUUAUUUUCACAUUGAAUAGUAUUUCAUAGAAUCAGAAUUGUAAAGUUGGAAGGGACCACGAGAGUUGUCUAGUCCAGCCCUUGCAAUGCAGGAAUCUGUCGCCCAACAUGGGGCUUGAACCCAUUACCCUGAGAUUAAAAGUUUCAUGUUCUACCAACUGAGCUAUAGGCUGUCUUAUGAUUACUUUUAAAGCAGAUUCAAUCUAACAUGAAUAAAAUGGUAAAUUAGUAAAUUAAAAUUGUGAAAUUAAUCUUCAUUUGCUAUGGUUCUGUUUUUAUCAAAUGGAGGAAGGAAAAUGCUGGCUGACAUUCAUAAUGCUUGCAUAGGGUAACUACAGCUCCUUGUUUACCAAGAUUAUUUGUGCCAUAACACUAUCCAACUUUUAAUGCAAAACUAUAAUAUAGAGUGGAACCUGAUUCUUAACAUUUUUGAAGAUAGUAGUAAAAUCCAUUUUUCAUCUGGUUUAUAAAAUUUCAAACAUUUAUAUUAUGAAGAUGCGAUAUUUUUUGUAAAUGUGUUCAAAAGCGUAUAUAUAUGUCAUAAGCUAAGCAUAUAUAGAGCUCGCUUUUCUUAGGCCUCAGCAUUCAGCAAUUCACUCCUAAGUAAUAUGCAAUUGCGGUCUAUAUGAGUAAGGGGCGGCUGCACUGCAGCAUUUGUGUGUUGUUAGUCAGCUUUGAGUUCUUUAUACUCAAAAUCCCAGAAGUAUGUGUGUCAAAGGAGGCCAUCAGUUCUAAACAAAUGGGUACGAGAUUUUACAUUAUGAGAUUUAUGAUCACUUGAUUCUUUGGUGCAGCCAGGUUUAAAGAUUUCGGGUUCUGCCCAUGAUAUUGCAGGAGCCAGAGGUGUUGCUGGUGCCAAGGAUUGUCCAAGUCCAGGAAAGAUUCUUAUCUGGCGGCAAGGCCAGAAGUAAUCAUUUGGCAUCCCUUGACCCAGCAAAUUAUUAACAUAAUCCUGCAACCAGUGGCAGAGCUUCAUGCUCCGGCACCAGGGGACGGAGAGCAGGCAGGGCAGGGCGGGGCUGGUGUGCAUCCCAGGGGCGUGGCACGCGCCCUGGGGGUGUGGCACACCGGCUGCGAGGGGAUGGCGCCCAGCACAGGCGGGGGGGGGCAGUCACUAUGACACCCCACCGGGAUCGCACUGCCAGGGGCGGGGCGGGGCGCUCCCCCCACACUCCUCUUCCUCUGCCAGUGCCUGCAACUGCCUCCUCCCUACAAACUGCUUGUGAUGUUUAAUUAUCAAUUGGGAAUGGUUUAAUGCCAACUCACAGGUUGUUGUCCCAGCUAUCAUGAUCCCAAAUACUAUGUUUAAAGAAAGAAGUUCAUUUUCAAUGUGGUGUAUUUCCUCCUGAGUAUAUGCAGGGGUGCAGAAUGUCUCCAUCCACGACACUAAUACAUCCAUGAGCCUCUCUUGUAUUUGUUCCAUGUGUAAAUAUUGUUAUUGCAAUGCAUUUAAAUGCAAUGUAGUUCUACUAAAAUAGGUUUGCAAUAUAAACUAAGGUAAAUAUAAGUCAAUUUAAAUAUCAAAUGUUUAAAAAUGCUCUUAACAGGAAAUGACAGCUAGAGAUUUGAAGAAAGUUUUCCAUUUAUUUAUUUAAAACAUUUUUAUACCACCCUUCAUCAUAUCAGAUUUUAAGGUGUUGUAUAUCAUAAAACAGGGUAAUUAUCAAAUAUCGGUAAGUAAGCUAUCAGAAAAACAACAACCCAGAACAUAAGCCUCAUACUGUUUUAUAACUGAGCUGAAUGCAGAUGGGAUACUAUUUAAUGAGAUAUAUUAUACUUCAUUUCCCUGUAAUUGAGUAUUUUCUCUUUCUCUGAGGUGAUAUUGCCACAUGUUUGCUUCCAAUGGAGUGCUUCUGAAAUGCAUCCUACUAAGAAUACAUAUUGUAUGGAAGCUGGUCAUCCAAGUUUAGUUUUAUGGAAAAGCGUUUUCCAGUGCCAGCCUAUGGGAAUGGCUGACACAAUGGCUAAUUCUAAUGCAUGUCUUCAUGGGAAUCAUUCCAAAAACACUCGCUUGGAGCGACUGGAAGAGAUUCUAGACAUAAAAUAUAGCAACAACUAGCAUUAGGAAAUUAGAUGGGAUGGGUAUGUGUUAAAGUGCUAAGAAUAUUUCCUUUGAUAGAAAUGAAUGGCUAGAAGUUAGAUACAUUCCCAACAGCAUUAUCAAAUCAGGAAGGAAUUUUCCCCCAGGUUAUUCUGAAGGUUUCUGUCUCCCUUGUGGUUCAAAAUACACUCUCAACAGAAUGAAUCAUCCUUAUUUUAGGCAAUACUUACAACAUUGCUUUGGACACAAUAGAGGGCAAGUUGGUUGAAUUGUUGCAAGGAUCUAAGUGCAGUUCUUCCAAACAACACUCCAGCUGCAAUUAAGAUUAUAGAUACUGUAUUAUUAUUUGCGAGGUAGGGAAAAAGUGUUAUGUUAUUUUCCUCUUUCUAGUACAUGCAUGCGGAACCUCUGCACUGGGCAUUCUCCUGGAAUGACUCCCUAGGCUGGGAGUUGGGGGUCUGCAGAUAUAGGCAACAAUCCCUGAUUUGCAUGGGGGUUGUAUUCCAGAUCAUUAUGCGUGGUGGCAGAGCGUCUUUAAGCCUACCCCAUUAUGCACACUUUUCCUGCCACUUCCGGGUUCGCGGCGGUGCGCAUGUGCAUGGUCGUAUGUGCUUUGAACGUGCGCAAAAUGGUCAUUUACUAUUGCAUGUCAAAAUAUAUACCUUUUGUGCAGAGUGGAGAUAGAACUCCCAUACUACAGUGGCUGAUGACUCUCCACAACAAUGACCUUAUGUGAAUGUAUCAAAGGAGCCAUCCCCAUGGAAUUUAGCAGGGGUUACUUCUGAGUAAUGUAUAAUUGCUGUGACAUAAACCCACACUAGAAAUUGUGGGUUGAUGGCAGGGACCCCCCCCCCCAAGCCAAGGUUGAUUUCCUCAGAAGUAAGGUAAACCUCAUUGAGUUCAACAAGACUUAUACCCAGGUACACAGGGUUGCAACCUACAUCACCCAUCUCCUUUAUUAGUCAUACCCAGUGGCGUAGCGUGGGGGGUGCAGGGGGGGCCGGCUGCACCGGCCGCAACAUCUGGGGGGGGCGCUCACACUCGCAGCUCUCUGCCCCUACCGGGUUAGGGGGCACAAAUUACUUGCCUUGCCCCGGGUGCUGACAACCCACGCUACGCCACUGGUCAUACCUAUGAAUUGUCCCCAUAAGUUCUGGAAAUUCCAUAGAAGCUCAUAUUUCUUGAUGUGUUAUCUGAAGAGGUUGAUGGCAUUCAUACCGUUAGGAAUGAUAAGUAAUGUUUUCCUACUACCCUGUUUAACAAUUGCAACUGAUAAUGUCACUCAACAGCAGUUGUUGGGCGAGGAAAAAUAGUACAAGAUGUUUUCUCAGCUCACAUUCCAGAUAGAUCAUAGUUCUAUUAAUAAAAACUAUAUAGGAACAUCCUAGCUUUCUAGGUAUAAUAGAGCUCUAGCGGUCAUGAAAGGAAUAUGGCACACGGUACCCAACACAUAAAAACAGCAGGGUUUAGCAUUUUAUUUUUCUUAAGCUGUGUAGUCAACAGCUGAGCACUGUGGUUUUACAUGAGCUUUUUUCUUAAAAAACAUGUCCAUCAAAUGAUUAAUAUGCAGAGAUUUGUUGAGAUAGUAUAAUGAGAUGAAAAAAUGGUUUAAAAUAACAUCCCCCCAAACCCAGAAGCAUUCCUUUUAGGAAUGAUGCAGAUGGAGGUUCCCAGAAGUCAGGAGAGAAAAAAUUAUAUAUGCAACUACAGCAGCUCAGAUUUUGUUAGCCCAAAAAUGGAGGGUGGGAGAGGUCCCUAAGAAGGAGGAAUGGCAACUUAAAAUGAUGGAAUAAGCAGGGUUAGCAGGCCUAACCAGCAGAAUAAGAGAACAAGAAGAUUAAGUCUACAAAGAGGAAUGGAAAAUCUUGGUAGAAUAUUUGGGAAAUAAUUGUAAACAAGUGAAAAUGCUAGCAGUAUUAAGGUAAAUUCAACAGUAUAAAAAGAUGAGGUAAUAUGAAAAUAGGGAUGGGAUUAAAUGGUUGUAAUGGUUGUAAUAGAAUAUGCAGUAAUAAUGGGAAAAUUAACCAUGAAAAGAAAAGAAACCACGGAAAGAGAAGAAGAUAAGUCAAUGAAUGUAUUAUUAUAAUGGUGGGUAUUUAAUGGUGGGAAAUGUAUAACUGAAAAUUUCAAUAAAAAUAUCUUUUUAAAAAGAGAUUCGUUGAGGUAUAAUGAGUUAGUUGCAUUCAUAUAGAUGGUUGAGGUUACCACUUUCCCCAUUUGAAGUGGACUUUCCCUUGUCAAGAUCUUGAACUUGUGAAUAAAGCCAUAAAAUCUCUUAAUAUGUGCAUCCCUUAUGUAGUAUUCAUGCAGGACUGCUUUCUCCCUUCCUUACUCUGACUCACUGGGCAUUUUUGUAGGCAUGGAUUCUGUUGCAUAUGCUGCAUAGAGGGUCAAGGCCUUCGGACUGUGUAGUGUCUAGGGCCAUCAAUUCCUGAAAGACAACGUUUUAGUACCUGGGAGGGUCCUAGGGGCAAAGCCUGACAGGUAAAGCAGCUACUAUGUGCCAUACUUUACAGAGGGCAGUCUUCUCUCUGAAGGUUUUCUGGUCCAAGACCAGUUUAACAGUAAAUAACCAUAAGGGAAAGUAGGAACCCUGAAGUUCCCUAUCAACAAUUAGCACCUGAACAGCAGACUGAACAGACAGGCCACCUAGUCAGUCUUUCUCAUUAUAGUGAGAUGAAUUGUAUUUCUUUUAAAAUUAUAUUAAGUAAUUCUGAAUCUGCAUCUAUAAAUACAAAUUAGCAUAUGAAAAACACAAGCAAAUAUUUACUAUUGUCCUUUUUCAGGUGAUAUAUUUCCUCUUUUUGGCAAUAUGCAAGUCAGGUUCCUGCUGGCAGUCUCAAAGGCCAGUAGCUGGGGUAGAGCCCUGUACUCAUGGGCAGAAGACAAGUGAAAACACUGUGUAAUCUAGGUAUAGACCUGUUCCAUGUGUUUACUUGUCCCCUGCCACCAAACAAUACAUUCAUCCAUGAUAUCAAGCCAUCAUCACAUAUCAUUCUUACACAAUCCAGACUCCAACGGUGUCACAAAGGAAAAACUAAAAUUCCAUUUAUAACUCAAACAGAUGAAUCUAAUGUUCACAUUAAACCGCACCCACAAUGCACUUACAUUGUUAAAAAUUAAGAUUGCCUUCUAGAAAACACAGAAGCGGAGAUACUUUCUGAUCGUUUUUCAGAUUAUGGCAAACGACUCAAAAUCUAUACAAAGCAGAUCUCUUUCCUUCUUUUUCCCAUGCAGGUUUGCAUCCUCCCUUUCAUUCAUCCAUUCUGUCUCACAGACAGACCAUAAUCUCUCUUUCACAUGUACACACUCUCUCUCUCAUUUCCCCAUAGUCUGUAUCUGGUAGCUGUUGCUGCUUUGUUCAGCAGUAGUUAUGUGAGAUGGCUCCUUUCAUUCAUGUAGGAGGUCUGAGGAUCUGUGCGCUAAGAUAGGGGCUGGAUCUGCGAAACCAUCCAACUAAGACAGAGAGCAGGCAUGUGGCAAGAGGUUGACUGGUUCAAUGAAGCUGAAUGGGCUAGCCCAGUUGUUCCUUUUGGCCUUUACUGUCCAUCAUUUUUAUCCUCCCCCUCCCCAAUAAAAUCCAGAGCAAAUGAGUAGCAAAACAAUCAACCUGACACUCACCACCACUCACAACAGGGAAGGAGAGUGGUCUAAAGUAUGGCAUGAGCCAUAUCAGUGAUUGCGUGCCAAGGCCCCAUGACCCGCAGUUCCCUAGUGGAUAAAUAAACACACAGACAAGUGGAUUUUGGUUUAUGGGUUUGAAUAGGCCACAACUUUAUCAGUUAUAGAUGUGAGCGGUUUGGCCUUAGGCAUUGGGUGAAGCCAGACUAUAUAUUGACUCCUGCCCAUCUGCCGGGAGACCAGCUAAGGGUAAAGCACCAAUAGGGGGAGUCCUAUGACUUGAAUGGCCCCUGGCUGUGCCGCAGUUUAAAUUUCCUGUGGCCACGCCUACAGCUAGCACUGAUUCGUCAGCGGGGCUGCCCCUGGACAGAGCCCCACCCAGCGCUGGUGACAUAGCUGGGCAGUGACAAUGAGGGGGCCGAUCUCUGCCCCCAGCCGGAUCACUGCGGAGCCCGAUGCCUGGCUGAAAUGCCACCCACCAGAAAAGGUAAGUGGACUUUUGAAUGCCUUUCUCAUCAAAUACUUCCAGCUUUUCUGUCUCCCAGAAUAAGGAUGUUCCUGCACACGUAUGCAGAAUUUAAAAUGAAUGAAAAAAAUACGCCAUAAAAAAAAAAUCUGGUUGAAAAAAGCAGCAAGGAGAAUGAAAAGGGGGGCUGUGAGAGGGGCUAGAAAGGGGAGAAGAUUUAAAGCAGGCAUAGGCAAACUUGGUCCUCCAGAUGUUUUGGGACUACAACUCCCAUCAUCCCUAGCGAAAAGGACCAGUGGUCAGGGAUGAUAGGUGUUGUAGUCCCCAAAACAUCUGGAGAGCCAAGUUUGCCUAUGCCUGAUGUAAAGGUUCAAGAUAUGUGAUUUGGCCCCCAGGUGCAAGUGUCCUACUCCCCACAUUAAUCCAUCCUUUAGACAACACUAGAUUUGCUAACAUUUAUGGCCGGAAUCAUAAAUGCAUUGGCACCUAGAAAAGCUUAAGUUAGUUAAACAGGACCACAAGAUAAGUAAGCUUCUUUUACUGGGGAUACCACUACUGUAAUAAGAUCAUUACUCUGGUUAAUCUGUGUUGUAACUUUAUCCCAGAUUAGUCUCUUCUGUUUGCUUGUUCAUGAAGAUUUUCUUCCAGCACUACAAGGGGGUUAUUUAGUGCCAUGCCAAAAGAGUAUUUGCUCUGGUUUACUAACAUUUACAGUUUAUGCUCCUGUUUGGGUCAACACACGAGAAGGUAGUUUAAUAGCUCUUUACAACUGUUACUAAAGCUUAGUCCUUUCCCCCAUAAAUUGUGGCUGGAGAAACCCAGCCAGAUGGGCAGAGUAUAAAUAAUAAAAUCAUCAACAUUAUUAUAUCUCACAAUGUUGUUAUUAAUAUUAUUUAUUAAAUGUGUAUACUGCCCUUCAUCUGAAGAUCACAGGGUGGCUCACAACCCAAAAAGAGAACACGAAAUACAUAAUAAAACAAAAAUAAAAGCAAACCAAUAACGCCCCCCAACACGUUUAAAAGGCCAAAAUAUUAAUCAGCAACCUAACCACCAAAUUCUGCACCAGCUGAAGUUUCUGAAGAAUCUUCAGAGGUAGCUCCACGUAUAUGCGUUAUAACUUAGAGGUUACCAGAGCAUAGAUGACAGAAGUUAGGCUGCCCCAGUUCAGAUAGGGUCACAACUGGGCCACCUUCUUAAGCUCUGUGCCACUGAGGCCACCUGAACCUCAAAAGACAGCGAAGGAUCCAGGAGUACCCCUAAGCUUCACUCGCUGAGAGGGAGUGUAACCCCCUCUAGAGCAUGCAACCUCCUUUCCAUCCAGUCUAGGGAACUGCCCACUAACAGUGCCUCAGUGUUAUGUGAAUUGAGCUUCAGUUUGUUGGCUUUCAUCCAGUCCAUUACCAAGGCAAGAAAAGGUCUAGCACAUCCACUGCCACACCUGCAGAUGGAAAGGAGAAAUAGAGCUACGUGUCAGCAUAUUGCUGACAACGUACUCCAACACAUGAGAUAAGCUUACUUAGCAGUUUCAUGUAGAUGUUGAAGAGCAUAGGGGAUAAAACUGAACCCCGAGGAACCCCACAUUGAAGGCUCCACAGAGCUGAGGAGCACUCCCCAAGCAUCACUCUCUGGAAACAACCAUCCACGUAGGACCAGAACCACCGCAAAGCGAUGGUACUCACCCCUAACUCAGACAGCAACUCCACAAGGAUAACAUGGUCAAUGGUAUGAAAAGCCACUGAGAGGUCGAAAAAAAAUUAAUAGGGACACAUUUCCCCUGUCUCUCUCCCAGCAGUGAUUAUCAUAUAGGGUGACCAAAGCAGUUUCCGUGCCGAAACCCGGCUGAAACCCUGAUUGAAGGAUCUAGAAAAUCUGUUUCCUCCAAAAGCACCUAGAUCUGGUUACAAUCACCUGCUCAAGAACCUUGCCCAUUACAAUAUUAAUAUUUCAGUUUUGCAGUAAAAACUUGAAAAUACUCUGCCCAUUGCAAAAUGGCCAAAAAUUGCUUUAUAAAUUAAUUUGCAAAAUGCUUUACAAUUGUUAUUAUGCUUGCUUUCAAAACAUUUCUGGGUGACAGAUCCCUACUGUGCCCUCCCCCCCCCCUUUACAAAUGGAGAACCAACAUAACUUUCUUUCUAGGACAAGUGUAAGUGAGGGGGAGGAAUCAAACACCCUCUUCCAUUUUAACUCGUGUAAACAGACCCAGGCUGCAGCUAAGCUGAUUCUUUCUUGUUUUAUAAAUAGAACAUGCCAAUGCAAUCCUUUCCUUCCCUCACUCUAGCUGCCCGUCCUGCUAGUAAAUAUUGCAGGAUGGUGUAGUAGCUAUUUUACUGCAAGUACAACCAGACAGCUUGUGAGAAAAUGACAAGGAAGGCCGAGAGCAGUUAGCACUUUGUGGACAUUCCAGAGGGAAGAGCAUCUGCAUUAAUGACACACAGGCUUUGGCAGGAGGGAAGAGAACGUUAAAAUCAUGUCCACAAACACUGCGGUUCAGAGGAGCUGCUCUAAACAGAAUCUCUCAAAGAGAAGCCUAGAAUGCAUAGGGGAGUGUUCUGCGAAACGAAAAGCUAGCUGGGGUAUUCUCACCAGUCAAGGUCAGUACAGCAAUCAUUUCAACAAGCCGAUGGAGGCUCCAGAAUUUUCUAAUGUGAACCAUUUUUGCAAGAUCAAUUUUAUAUCGUGACUGUAUUCCUAAAGUAAAUAUUUCAAUGUAAAUAUUAAUUUGUGCUAUUGUAUUAUAAUAGAAAGAUAGACACAGCUUUAAUCUAGUUUUCUUUUAGUGUGAAAUUAGCUACAGCAUGUUUUGUCUGAGGUAUGCUUUUGCAGAUGUUGAAGUCACAUUCAAUAUACAGCAAACCAAAUGCCAGUGUUGCUAAGUACCAGGGACUGUUUACAGAUCUGAAGGGAUGGAGUGACCUUAUAUGUAAAUUGUAAAUAUACAUGGGGAGGUAAACAAGGCAGGAGACCUUGUAAGAACUACAUGUGACAUGCAAAUACUGCAGAUAUUAGUUAAUAUUAUAUAAUCUGUCUGUGUGCACCUGCAUUCAGAAGCACUGUGAUGCAUACAAAAUAAGUUUACAAUAACUAUGAAAGGAGCUGUGAAAUUUGUUUUAAGUUCCUGUCAUUUAUAUGCUACCAAAAAUCAAUAAACCUGGGUCCCCUCCACCUGAGUAUCAGUUUAUUUCUGGAUUGGGUUCCACUUUGGAAUCAUUAUUGAAAUAUAUAGAUUCAUUUAUUAGAGACUUGGUUCCAGCUUAGGGUCAAACUAGAUGUGAUGCUAACUAACCACAACCCAGAAUUCUGGGCUUGGAAACCCCCCUCCCCCUAAACAAACAACAGCUGCCAUGGAGGCUCUGAUUCAGAUUUGGAUUGUGGCACAGAGAAGGUUUUUACCCAUUUCCUCCAUGCCAAUUUCCCUGCCCCCAGGUGUUACUAGUCAUGGGCAGAACAAUCCUACCUGGAGUCUGAGGGGAAGGGAGGAAUGUUGUGACAGAUCUAUCACCACAUCCGAAGCCCCAUCAGAUUGUGCAAACCAUGGUGGAAGGUGGGGAGCAGGUAACUUCACAAUUUCCCCCUUCACCAGCCUAGGAUCAGGCACGUCAGGGAUCUAUGGGUCUUUGGAUCCAGUGGGUGCAUUCUGCUUUUUACCACCAGUGGUAGCUUUCCAUCCUCUAACAUUGCAAUGCCCCCAUGACUUGUGGCACUACUAUCCACAGGUACAGGGAAGUGCCAGUCAUACUAUUUAUCAUGAGGCCACUAGGCUGGGACAUACCACAGCUUUCCCAGUUGGAGCAGGUCUCAACUGCAGCAAAUUAAGGCAUAAACGCCUGUUGGAAAACUGCCAAAGGCAGCCUCCACAGAGGCAAAUAAGUCCAUUUUGCAAUGCCUCGUGAACGUGUUAGGAGAAGCCCAGGUAGCUGCCCUAUAUUUUUCUAACAAUGGAGCAAUUUGUAGAAAAGGCGGCUGUGGUUGCUGCAGACGUGGUAGAAUGGGAUGUUAAAUUAACUGGAUGGUGUAAUUUAAGAGUAUCAUAUUGAUACACACUCUGAUCCAUCUAGGCAAAGUGGGUGAGACUUUCCCCCUGCAUAGAUAUAAACAGGGUGUUUAUGUAUUUUAUCCUAGCAAUAUACACCUUUAGUGCUCUACAAACAUCCAGUGAGUGCCAAGCCUUUUCCAACAGAUGGGAUAUAUUCUCUAUAAGAGGAUAUCUAUGUAAGAUAAUAUAGGUUUAAAAUAAACAAACAAGCCUAAUUCUUGUAGUUGAUGCAUUACCAGAUUCAAAAGGUCAGAUUCAAUAACAUUUUGCAUUCUGGAGUUUAAUAAUCUGAAACUCAUAUUAAGAUGAUCAUUUUAAGGCACCAGGCAAAAUCCAAUGUUAGUCACACUCAGAGCAGACCCUUUGGUAUGUAAUGCACAGUGGCUGCUUUCAGAUACCACAUACUUCAACCCUCCAGUUGUUGUCUGGAGCACUGGGAAGAAGAACAUGCCUCCUUCCUUCCCAUUUCCUCACCAAGCCAAGUUUGCAAAAUACAAUUGACAAUCUUCGUUUGGAGGAAUCACCUCUAGUUUGCUGGUUCAGACAUCAAUAAGAAUCUGUUUUGGCAAGCCAGAAUGUGCUACAUUAGGCUGGAGGUGUCAGAGGAGGAGGGAGUUGUGUGCACAGAACAAAAUCCUGAUCCAAACCACAUAGACUGUGGGAUCAGAGCAUGUGACAUAUGAAUGCUGUCAGAAUACCUUGGUGUUAGACUCCUUUUGAAAGAAAUUAUGUAGGAGGAGUAGGAAAUAGACCUAAACAGCAGUACUGUAAGAAAAAGGUAAAGGACCCCGGACAGUUAAGUCCAGUCGCAGGCCGAGGGAGCCAGUAUUUGUCCGCAGAUAGUUUUUCUGGGUCAUGUGGCCAGCAUGACUAAGCCGCUUCUGACGCAAUGGAACACUGAAACCAGAGCAGUGCACGGAAACGCCGUUUACCUUCCCGCCAGAGCGGUACCUAUUUAUCUACUUGCACCCCUCUUUUUUGGCAUGCUUUCGAACUGCUAGGCUGGCGGGAGCUGGGACCGAGAAACAGGAGCUCACUCUGUUCCGGGGAUUCAAACCGCCGACCUUCUGACUGGAAAGCCCAAAAGACUCAGUGGAAGUGGUGGAGCUUCAUGCUCCAGCAUCGGGGGGGGCGGAGAGCAGGCGGGGGCUGGAGCGCAUCCUGGGGGUGGGGCACACUGCCUGUAGGGGCGUGGCACACGUCCUGGGGGCUGGGCGCACUGCCUGCGGGGGCGUGGCGCCCAGCACGGGUGGGGGGCAGCCAUGAUGGCACCCUGCCAGGAUCACGCUGCCAGGGGCGGGGUGCCCCCCCCGCACUCCUCUUCCUCCACCAGUGCUCAGUGGUUUAGACCACAGCGCCACCCGCCUGCAGUACUGUAGAAGGGGCAAUUUAACCCUCUCUCUCGUUAUAUUUUCCCCCUCCCUCUAACCCUCCCAUGCCAUUCACUUUCCCCGUGCGUCUGUUGUAUCAGCAGGCACAGCUGAACGUCGUUCUUGCUGAAAAUUUGGUCUCUUUUCAGUAGUCCACGCCCUUUUAAGUCGAUCCAACCUCUAUACCUGUUUGUACUAACGUUGUUGUUGUUUAGUCGUGUCCGACUCUUCGUGACCCCAUGGACCAGAGCACGCCAGCCACUCCUGUCUUCCACUGCCUCCCGCAGUUUGGUCAAACUCAUGUUGGUAGCUUCGAGAACACUAUCCAACCAUUUUGUCCUCUGUCGUCCCCUUCUCCUUGUGCCCUCCAUCUUUCCCAACACCAGGGUCUUUUCCAGGGAGUCUUCUCUUCUCAUGAGGUGGCCAAAGUAUUGGAGCCUCAGCUUCAGGAUCUGUCCUUCCAGUGAGCACUCAGGGCUGAUUUCCUUCAGAAUGGAGAGGUCUGAUCUUCUUGCAGUCCAUGGGACUGUACUAACAUACAGCAUUUAUAUGGUUCUAUGACACAAAUUACUUUUAAGCAGCAUUGACUUAUACUGUGCACUUAAACACAUGCUUAAAUCCCUCCAAUGUAAAUAAAUCUCAAUUGAACAUACUUAGCUUUUCAGUGCUUCACGGAGUAGAUCAAGCUAAUACUUCUAGUCAGAGGAAGAGGAAUGAUACAGGUAUGUCACUUAAAACUUGUCAGUUUAAACAAGGAGCAUUGCAGAUAUCAUUUGCUAUUAAUAUAACUGCCAUUUUGUUAAAGGGUAGAAUUUGAAUCUUUAGAAGACAUUAUUAUAGCUUUGAAUUUGAUUGGAGACAGAUUACAAGUUUGUUUCUGUAUAAAUCCAUUAACCAGCCCACUUCAGUGGGUCAAAAUACAUGAGACACCAGAGAUUCAUGGCCAUCAUAUCUCCCAACAAAUCCUUAAACACUAGCUGAUGUCCUGGAGCAGCAGCGUUGAGAAAACAGGAUUCAAUCAUCCUCCUAGUCUGGAUUUCCUGAUCUCCCAUCUCCCAAAACUUCACAGGGUGGCAGAUAGAAGUCCCUGCAUUUUUCUUUUGCAACAAAACUAAUAGCCACUCAAUGGGGUGCAAUUUAGGUUGAGAAAACUGUGCAGAAAGUUUAAGCAUCACUCCUUCAGUACCAUUGCUCAAAUUCAAAUUUGAGCCCUCAGCCAGUAUUUUAAGUUAAGAAUAGAAACGAUGAGAGAUAUGACUAAAGAUCUGUCACAUCCUGUGGAGCUUGGCUUUAUUGCUCAUGGUUAAGGUGGCAGAUCCAAAAAACCUAAAUGGAUUGGCAUGUGUCAGUGGAAAGAUUGGCAUGUGAGCAUUAGGAUAUUCAUAGAACCAAUUAUCUAUUAUAAUCAUACAUAAUAAAUAUUAAAAUAGCAAUGGUGCUAUUUAUCUGAUUACUUGCAAGUAUUUCAAUGCACAUUUAGGCUGCAGUUUCUAGAAAUAAGUCCCAUUAGGCCUGGCUUCUGAAUAGACCUGUAUACCUUUAUGCACUAUAUAUCUUGUACAAUAUAGUUUACAUUUUCUAGAUCUCUCAAGCUCCUUUCGCUUUCAAAUUAAUUACUGUAGGGUACUUUUUUAAAGCUCUGUAUAAGAUAUAUACGACGCCAAUUCCUACUGAUUUUGUUGGAAAAGGCAAGCAUGUGCUUGUCUCUCUCCAACAGAAAUAAAUUGGUUUUAAAAGUACUUCUCUUUGCUAGAGCAUGUCUGUUGUCAUGGUGAAAAUGAAAGAUGAGAGGAGAUAUUCAUAAUCAUGUGGUAUAUCUUUAAUUUGGGACAUUUUGAUUAGAAUUUCACAUGCUGGGAUUAUAAUGAGCAUUGUGCAAUAACUUUAACAUGGCUCCUGAAUGGUGGAAAGGUGUAUGGGAACAGGAAACAGCCUUGCAGUCUUCCAUCUAGUUCUGGAUAGUCUACUACGUACACUCAAAGGCAGUAGCUCUCCAGGGUAUCAGACUCCUUCCCUGUCCUGCCUGAAAAUGCCAGGGACUGAAUUUGAGACUUUCUGUCCACAAAGCAAGGACUCUACCACUGAAUUAAUACAGCCCCUGCUCUCCCUGCUGCAGAUGGGCAAAUACUUGCUAACGAGGAAAAAAUAUUUCUGUUUCUCUCAAUUCUUAGGUAUUUUUGUCCCCACAGCCUUCCCUUACAAAUUCCUUACCCAUCACUUCUGGGUCCAUUAAGCUUAGCAGCCCUCUCACCUUAAGGAAGCAUCAACAUCCUCAUACAGUUCCUGCUGGGCCGCCAAUCAUUCACCCACAUUUCUGAGGACAACUGCAGCAGGGGGUAAACAGGCCAUGUCUACAAAAUCCCAUCUUGUAUCAGAGUAAAUGGAGAUGGAAUGUCUCUGCAGACAAGAUCCCACAUGCACCUAUACGACUGCUUCGAUCAGCAGAACUGGCACUGUUACAAGUGCCACAUAAUACCGAUUUUCACAUUUGGAAGAACUCAAUCUUUUAGUGUGGCAGCACCUACACUUUGGAACUCCAUGCCUAUUGAAAUCAGGCAGGCGCCUUUGAAAAGGGCCCUCUAAAAAUAUUUUUGUUUAGAUAAGCCUACCCAGAUAUUUAGAAAGUUGUUGCAGGUUUUAAUCUGUUUUUAGUUUAUUGUUACUUUAACCUUUCUAAAGUCUUGAUUUAUUGUUGUCAAUUCUUCUUAUUGAAUUUUUUCGUUGUUUUUUUGUAAACCACUUUGAGAUUUUUUUACAAUCAAACUAUAUAAAUUUCAUAUAAAUAUGAAAUAAAUAAAAUAAAUAAAAGCUGAUCUUACAUGUUGGGCUUCCUUUCUAGCAUGGCUAAUGAAAGAGAACCAUAUAAUCCUAUAGUAUAUUAACUUAGGUCUUCCACAAUACCUGCUUUUGCCAAAUGUGUGCUAAUUGUCUUAUAACUUUUGCCAAAUGUGGACUAAUUGUCUUAUAACUUUAAAUAUAGGGGUCAUGUAGUUAAACUUUUUAUUAUAUAUAAAUAUAUAUGGAUAUGACAGGAAACAGCUCGUAUAGGCUAUGUUUAGCAUAAUUUAUUAGACAAAGCUUCAUUUGAUUUUUGAUUCAGACCCACUGGAAACAAUCCAUAUUCAUAAUGAAAAUGAUAUUUUUUUAUUACACGUUUAACUUGUAAAAUGACUUGCAGCUUUUAUUACAUUUGCUCCCACAACAAUCCUGUGAGGCAGAUUACAAUUCUUCCCAUUGAGCUGAAGCUAAGAAAUUGCCUUCCUGAAAACCACCUGACCAAUUUAUAGUGGAUGUUUUGAUUUGAAUCCAGACCCAAUUCUACAUCAAGUUAUCUAUUAUAAAAUGAAACAACAAUUAUACUUUAUUUAAACUAUGCAUUAUUAUAUUUAAACUAUGAAUUAUUUCAUGUACUGUGUUUCUAUGGAGCAACGAAAGCUGGCUUAUUCCUAAACUCAGGGCUUUGGAUAUCUGUUUACUGCAGAGGCUUUACAGGUGAAAGUUCAUAUUAUAAUGAGUGCAGAGCUCCUUCUAAAAUGGCUGAAGUGUAUUAAUAGGCAGCAGCAAAAGGAAGAGUUUUAUUUCCUUGUUUAACAUGAGCCGGAUUUAUAAUUGCGAUUGGCUGGAAAUGCCAUGGGGAGAUGGAGAUUUAGGUACUGUAUACAUUUCUAAAUCAUUCUUUGUACUUGACUGUUCGUUAUAAUUCUUAGCCUUAUCUCUGCAGUACUACAGAACUGUAUACUCCAGUAAAUUAGAUACCAGCUGGCUUGGAAUGCAGAGUCUAAAUAUAACUUGAAGUAGUUUGCACUUCAGUCAGAGAGAAAAGAAUCACAGGGAGAUUGUUUUUGAAUAAAGAGUAUUUUUGCAACUGCCUUUCUAAAAGGUAUAUUUUUUAUUUGAGACAGCUGGGUACCCAAUCCCAUCUCCAUUACAAAAAAUGGGAAAGCUAUGAGAGCAGAAGGUCACUGAAAAACAUGCAACAAUUCUCUAAAAUAAAUAUACAUAGUGUAUACCAGUAGUCUUAUUACAAUCUACAAGUCUGUCUGCAGUAGAACCAAUCACAAAAAGUCACUACCAGCCAAGACAAGUUGCUGAGUUUCAUACACUCCAACUUAGCCAGGAAGGAAACCCAAUGACCCUAUUUUUCCCUUUGAGAGUGGCUUUUAAAAAUGUUAUUAGUGUGCUCAAGAGCACUUCAGGUUUCAUUAUCAUUUCCGUAAUAAUCUUUAGAAGUUAGCUGUCUUGGAGGGAGGGAGAUGCUUCUUGACUAGUGCAUUUAUACAUAUGUAUACACAGAGACGCAAAACUCCCGUGGACUACUUCCUUCCAAACCACCCGUACAGAUAAUAACAGGGGUGAGGAACCUUUAAGGGCGGCCCUUAAGAUGUUGCAGGACGUCAACACCCAUCAACCCUAAUCACUGAUCAUGCUGUCUGGAAAUUUUGGAAGUAGGCACUCCAAUAACCUUUGGGGGGCCACUGAUUUCCUUCCACUGUUCUAGAUCCAGUUUAAGACAAAACACCCUCUUAAACAGAAAUAGGGAUGUUAACAUGUACAGAAGUGUGUUUCCAUUUUCACCCAUGGAAUGUUGCAAUGUAUACCCUGAUGUGGACAGUAGUGGGCAGAGAUACCCUGAAUGCUUGGUGCAAAGCAGGACUUGGGUUGUUUUCCAGCACCAUGGGAAAAAUAAAAUUGCGUCACUGCAGCAAUGAAAUGUGCAGACAUUUUUCUGCAUAGCACAAGUGAACACAUGUAAAAAGAGGCACAGUAUUAGAUAGCAGAUGUAGCACAGAUUAGGAUAAAUAUGAUUUGUAGAACUGCAACUGCAAUGCUGGAUUCAGAUUUUUUAAAAAAUCUGUGAAGUUAGCAUCUGGGAUCUUUUCCUUAUCCAAAGUUCGAAAUGCUAGAGAGAUGUUAAUAAGGUACUUUAUAUGCUUGCUACCAUUUCCCAGUGCAGCAGCUCUUAACAAAGUCUUAGGGCGGCAGCUCAGUUUGGCAGUAAAACAAAUUGGCACAAGAGAGAGAGGAAUUCUCUGCAGUGAGGAUGCGUCAGUGUGAUUGUAAACAGCAGCCGCUAAUAAUUUGUCGCAAGAAGAGCAACAUUUUCUUCUUGUUUUGUGGUUGUCGGAUAUACAUAUUGAUUAGGAUUUUUAAAGUGCUGAUUGCUUUUCUAGCAUAAACUAAAUGCGGAUUUAGGAUAACUUUCAUAAAUUGUACCAGGACACCCAUGUACCUCAGAAGAGACCUGUUCAAUGCAAUGGGUGGUCACCAGAGUUCUCAUGUUAACUUUUGGCAAUUUUUUUGUUAUCAUCAUAUGAAUACCAUAUUUGGGUCCUAUAUUAAGGUGGACCCUACAUUUUGCUGUUGAAAUUACUUACUUUCUGCAGCAUCCUAGAACUGCAAAACAAAGCACUAUUUCUGCAAGGCAGAGCAAAGAGUUGCAAUCUCCGUCUGGAAGCAACACUGGAUUAUAGAUAUUUCAAGCCACCUUCUGACUAGUCAACUUGCAUUUCCAUUCUAAUGUGUUAACACUCAAGAAAGUACCAUUGAUCUCAAUAAGACUUGUUCUCAAUUAACUGUGCGCUAGGGAUAGGGGAAAUUAGAUUUAGCUUCCUUUGCAAGUGAGGCUUGCAUUUGGUGCCUUUUACGUUUGGCACCAAUUGCAAACCCCUAGGAUUGCUUCCACUCAGGAUGCCUCACUUGAGAACUCUGCCAAAAAUGGGUUUGCAAACCCCAGAACUCCCAAGUGCAGCUGAUCCCAACAGGAGUUGUGCUGACUGGAAGCGGCUUUUGGAAGGGAUCUUCUUUUGCAUUCUGGUUGCAAAGGAGGAAAGGAAAGAAUUGGGAGCGGACACUGAGUGCACUCUCAUUUCUUUCCUUUUGAAGCUGGGUCACCCAACAUCAUGGUCAAAGUGGCCUAUGGGUUGGUGGUGAAGGAAGUGGCCAGAUCCUGUUCCCUAUUUUCAGGUGGGAUCGUGUGAAUUUUUUUUUACUUUAUCAUCUUUUUCUACAUUUACAAAAUAAUUAAUUUAAUAUUUAAAGUGAAGAAUGGGGUUUAGAUUUAAAUAGGAAUUAUGUAGGAUUGGGGUUGUCUAAACAUAAAAUUGAUCAUCAGUUUAUUAUUUUAUAUGAAUUAAAACAUAUCCAUUUUUGUAAUUAAACUAUAUGGUGGUAUUUAUUGUUCCACAGGUUCUUGGGCAGAUCGCUCACCACUGCAUGAUGCAGCAAGUCAGGGACGCCUCCUUUCUCUGAAAACUUUAAUUGCACAGGUAAAAAUGUUAAAGUGUUUCAAUCACAGUACGUUUCCCCUCCCCCAUUCUUUGUUACAAUCCAGUGUUUUAAUAUGAAAAUUACUGACAUUCUGAACUAGCAGGUAAGAGAUAGCUAAACAGCAAAAUUGUAAAUGACAAAAAAAUCUCCAUCCAAACUUAUUAACUGCUCUAAUGUACAAAUCCCACUAUCAACCCACUUCUUCCACCAAUAGAAUUAAUUUAGCAUGAGCAUAUGGGUCAAAGACAUAAACCACAUCUCCCAGCUGCUGAGAUUGCAGGUGGAAAUAAUCCUUCCCUUUUUAUAUACAUAGAUCCUAAUGCCAUCAAUCCACAUGGAGUGCCAACUAUAUCAGGUGGUAUUUACCGUUAGUCCUACUCAGAAUAUAUCCAUUGAAAUUAAUGAUUAAUCUGUGUGGGAUUUAGGUUGUAUUCCACAAUCACCUUCAUGAUUACGCAUGUAGGGGUAUUUGCCAGAAAAAGAGGCAACUUCAUAGCAUGCAGCUUCCCAAGCCAUCCGAAGCCAGGAAAGUUACUGUAACUACUCCAGUCAGUUUAUAACACUGUUUUCUCUAAAACAUUUGUUUGGAUUAACAAUUUAAAAACUUAAAAAAUAUUUUGGUGGACUUUACGAAUGGAAGGAGAGGGGAGGCAAUAUUUGCAGACUCCAGAAUCCACCCAAAAUUAGAGCUGUUGAACCCCAGAACUGGGUGGAAGGUGUAAAAAUUGCUAAUGGAAGUGUCUGCUGGGUCAAAAACCCUUCUGUGAGCAUGAGGGGGCACCAAUUAGAUUUCACCCUUUGAUUUUAGACCUUAUGCUGGCUAAGUAAAGUAUAUUUUGCCUAUACAGUGGUGCCUUGCAAGACGAAAUUAAUCCGUUCCGCGAGUCUCUUCGUCUAGCGGUUUUUUCGUCUUGCGAAGCAACCCUAUUAGCGGCUUAGCGGAUUAGCGCUAUUAGCAGUUUAGCGGCUAUUAAAGGCUUAGGGGCUAAAAGGCUAUUAGCGGCUUAGCUGCUUAGAAAAAGGGGGGGAGCGAAAAAAAUCUCAAGACUCGCAAGACAUUUUCGUCUUGCGAAGCAAGCCCAUAGGGAAAUUCGUCCUGCGAAGCGCAUCGAAAAACGGAAAACCCUUUCGUCUAGCGGGUUUUUCGUCUUGCGAGGCAUUCGUCUUGCGGGGCACCACUGUAAUAUUCUGUCACUUGGACAAACUGGCUUACAGCUGUUAGUUCUUUUCCUGUUUAGGGAUACAAUGUAAAUGCUCUGACCAUUGAUCAAGUGACUCCACUACAUGAAGCAUGCCUAGGAGAUCAUGUAGGAUGUGCAAGAAUUCUUCUUGAAGCAGGAGCAAAUGCAAGUAUUAUUUUCUAAAUAAAAUAAUUUUCUUCUGUAUGUAAGAACAUAAGAAUAGCCUGCUGUAGACCUUGCACUGAUAUCAAUGUACUAUAAAUUGUGGCUGGAAGACUCUCAGGUGGCAUUCAAUGCUUUCAAUGGCAAAUUUUACUAAACAUCGUUACAAGGUGGUAUACAAGUUUCCUACCUCUGUUCCUUUCUUAUCAUCUGCAUGUUGCCAGCUCUUUCAUUCUCCUGAUUUUUCAUCGAUUGAGAGGGGGAGGACGGGGGAAGACAACCUAUAUUCCCAAAGCAGAAAUAUAAUAUGUAAACAAGUAUUUUAGUUCUACUCAUAGCAAUAUCCAAUACUUUAGGUGAAUGCUACAACAAUUGAUGGAGUGACACCCUUAUUCAAUGCAUGUUCAAGAGGAAGUGCAUCUUGUGUAGAGCUUCUACUGGAGUAUGGUGCCAAAGCUCAGUGGGAGACAUGCCUCCCUUCUCCAACUCACGAAGCAGCUAGCAGAGGUAAGGAAAGAGACUAGCUGAAUGAAUCAAAAACUACAUCAGGCAUUAUAAAUCCAAUUCUUAGUUUGAGAGAUGAAUUGCACUCUCUUUUCACUAGGUCAUAGUGACUGUCUAGAACUGCUGAUCUCUCGGGGCAUAGAUGUUGACCAAGAUAUUCCUCACCUGGGAACACCUCUAUACGUGGCUUGCAUUUCACAGCAGAAACAAUGUGUACACAAGCUUCUGCAUUCAGGUACAUAAGGUUAAUUAAUAUAUUUUUACUUUGCUUCUUAAACUGGACCAGAGUUUCAUUGUAAUGCAUAGUGUAUUGUAUUGCUAUGAAUGAACUAGUACAUUUGAUCUGACCACCUUGUUUUGCUAACUUAUCUGCUAGGGUGCAAGUGUAAACAUUCAAAUGUACACAUAUCCUAACACAUGCAUUUUCCUAAAAGGAUAAUCUUGAGGUCAUCUAUCUUGAGAUAUUUACUGGAGAUGACUGUGUGUGCAUAGACAAAAUUACAUUGACUUUUAUAACCUUGUAAAAUUUGAGGGAUUUAGUAUGGACCAUCCUAGUCUGCUCUCUCUGAGGAGCCAACAAUAGGCACACCACGGUUUAUUUUAAAAUGAGUAAAGGUGUAAAGAUGACAACAUGCCAAUGUAAAACAAAUAAAUAGCAGCAAAAGCAGCUUUGUGACUUGAAAUACCACUACAGAAAAGUACAGAAAAUAAUAGGUUAAUAAUGCAUAAACAUGUGAGCCCAGCCAUAUGUUGCCUGGAACAUUUACUUAAUUGAUAUUACAGAGACAGAAGGAAAGAAAUAGAGAUUCAUCUAACAGUGUUUAAAGACACAGCCUUGCUAUGCGGAAAGAGAAAGUCCCAGGGAUUAGAAAAGGUUACAGUCAUACCUUGGAACUCAAACAGAAUCCAUUCUGGAAAUCUGUUUGAAUUACAAAACGUUCGAAAACUAAAUUGUGCCUUCUGAUUGGCUGCAGAAAGCUCUUGCAGCCAAUCAGAAGCCGCAGUAGCCCCAUCAGACAUUCCGCUUCCAAAAAUAGUUUGCAAACAGGAACAGUCACUUCCAGGUUUGCGGCGUUCGGGAGCCAAAACGUUCGAGAACUAAGCUGUUUGAAAACCAAGGUACAACUGCAUAUGUAAAAUAGCAGGUUUUUUGUCUCAUGAGAGCCAGGUUGGAGAUAGACUGGAGGAAAUACAAGUCACAGAGAAGAGUGCUAAGGUUGAGAUUGUUGUUGUUACCUGUCCCAGUGAGAAAGGAAUAAGAUGGUAAUGCUCCAGCUUCUGGAAUUCUUGUUAUGACAAGAAGGAACCCUGUUAAAGAUAGCAAAACAUUCCCCUUUAGUAAGAUAGUGGCUGGUACCUCUCUGUAAGGGUCCUGACUAAUUCCAAAAACAAACUAACAAACAUGGAUUGGAGACAAGGAAGCAUGGAGCAGGUAGAGGUAAGGACACAACCUAGUUAAAGCCUAAAUGAAUGAAAGAAACAGCACACUUCCACAUACCAGGACAGGAGUAGUGCAUUUUAGAAAAUAUUGAUGUGGAGCAGCCUCCCAAUAAAAUGAACAAGUUGGGGGAUGCCAUGUGCACCCAGUUAUGGGGGGGGGGGAGAAAUAUUAUUACUGCCAAACCCUGAAUACAAAAGGAGGUUUUCACAUAGGGCCUGGACUUGUUGACUACCGUUUAGUAGCAAAAUACAUGAGUGAACAAUUCUUAGGACAUCCAUCCAAGGCUACAUUUCCUGUUGACAAAAGGGGGGGUGAGCGUUGACAUUCUUAAGAAAUGUAAAUGGAAUAUUCUUGCCCCGAUGACCUCAGUUUGUUAACAAUGUGCCUCCACCUUGCAAAAAAGAGAAUGGACUUGGAUUUCUCCAGAUGGGCAAAAGGAUUAGUUAAUUUAAUUAGGACAUGUUAUGCUUUCCAGCUGAUAAUCAUUUAUUCUCAGUGGGUUUUGUUUGCUUUUUUGCUGAAUUAAGGGUAUGUUGCAUUAGAUUAGAUACUGGAUUCUGGAAUUAAUUGGGUCAUGGCACAACCUCUUGCUUAUGACUAGCAUGUGCUGGAAUUAUUGUUGACUCAUACACAGACUGGGCCUUUCCUUGUCCAUCACAAGGAUACGCUUAUGGUCUAGCAGGGUCAAAUUAUACAUAUAAUUUUGGGUCAUGUAUAGAAUUCCAACUGAACCAAGACGAUUAGUAAAAAUUUGUUUCGCCAAAAUCAUAAAGCACCCACAAUAAUUACAUUAAGUGUCAUUUACUCCUUCUUCUCACUUACUGUACUUACAUUGUAUUUCUUUUAACCAACCUGGUUUUAAGAUGAAGAUGUUAAUCUAGAUCCAAUUAAUUUAAAAUUCUCUAGGAAUAGGAAUAUACAAUAUCCAUAACUAGCCUGCAUUAUAUGAACUAUAUAGGAUAUUUCAAAUGAUGACAAUUCAGCUUUGCAUUCAUUUAAAUAUUGAGUUCCAUCUUCAGCAAAUCUCAGAAGUCACACUGAUCUUUUAUAAUGUGAGGAUGACAACAUCAGCAUCCACAUCACAUAGCUGAAAGUAAGCCUGUGGUAUCCCCUUUCUCACCUUGCCUUCCAGACUCUUAAUUAUUCUUGUAGCCCACUCCCAGGUCAUUGCCAACUUGUCUUCAACUCGGGGCAUAAAACCGAAAGAGAUUAUAAACAAAUGAGGACUAAGCACUGUUUAGAGUAAUGUUAUUUUUUAUUGAGCCUUGGAAACAAUUUUCUCUUAACACAAAUAAAAUAGCACUUUAAUUCCAUAGCCUAUUGUCUCAAGCAGUUGAUAUCCCUGCCAACUUUGUAUAAUCAGAUUUCAUGUGAAAGGGUGCCUGGGAAUGGUAAUGGAUUGGAUGACUGCCAAUAAACUGAAAUUCAAUCCUGAUAGGACAAAGACUUGGUGAGGGUGUUUGGCCUGUUCUGGGUAGGCUCAUACUCCCUUCUGAAGCAUUAGUUUCAAAGUAUGAGAAUGCCUUUAGAUCUGGUGCUUUCUAUGCAAAUUUAAAUAGCCUUGGUGGCACAAAGCACCUUUAGACCAGGCAUAGGCAACCUCGGCCCUCCAGAUGUUUUGGGACUACAACUCCCAUGAUCCCUAGCUAACAGGACCAGUGGUCAGGGAUGAUGGGAAUUGUAGUCCCAAAACAUCUGGAGGGCCGAGGUUGCCUAUGCCUGCUUUAGACAGCUAAAGCUGGUGCACCAGAUAUGGCCUGUCCAAAAUAAUCCAGAAUUAUUCGUGCCAGUAUUGGAUUAUUGUCAUGUGUUAUACAAGGAUCUAAACUUGAAGACAAUUCCAAAACCACAGUUAGCACAAAAUAUAUCUGCUAUGCUACUUACUUGGAGUACCUUUUGCCAGUCAUUAAUCUUCAUGAUUACUCCCAAAUAAUUUCUGGAGGGUUUUACUCAUCCCUAGCUAAGUAUACACUACAAUCCAUUAUCCUUAACAGAUACAGGGAAUAUACAACAAAACUAAGAAAAUUGUUGACAGGCUUAGCAAUACUUUUAUAUAAAGUAUUUGGUUCCAGUGUUUAGAAUAAUAAUCUAAUUUUUGAGAACAAGAAUUUAGACAUUGUGAUUUGGCUUUGAUUUAAUUAAUAUAAAUUCAUCAUUAAUUAAUAUAUAUUCCUAUUUUUCCUGUUCUAAAUCUAUAGGUGCUAAUGUACAGAAAGGAAAGUUUUUGGAAACUCCACUACAUGCAGCUGCAAAGCAGUCUAGUGCUGAAAUAGCAAAUGUACUUCUUGAGUUUGGGGCAGACAUAAAUGCCAAAAAUACAGAGUUUGAACGACCUGUAGAUGUAGCUACUCCACGGAGUCUGGUGGAAACAGUAUUGCUUCUACAAGAAGGUAAAGGGGAUAUGUUUACAUCAGAGUAGUAACCAUGACUUGAAAAUUUGGAUUUGGCACUUUUAGGGGAGAGCUAUGUAUAAUUUCUGGAAACAGUGAGUACCAGAGCAAAUGACAGCAAAAACCGAAUAAAAUUAAUUGCCAUAAAUUUGAAGGGACAGUGAUAUCCCCCAUUUUGGAAAACAUGAUUGGAACAGAAAUCCCACCCCCACAGCGAUUGAAAAGAUAUACCUGCAUUGGGGGGACAUUUCCAAUCUAAUCAAGGAUGAGGAGGGAAGUGAUAAGCUCCUCCUGAAUAAUUGCAUCCAUAGUAAAACAUCUUCACAUCUGUAAGACAGGCAUUGCCAAUGUAGCACCCACAAGUGGGAGGUGCCCACCAGUACCUCCUAUGGCACCUGUGAAAGGUUUGCCUUUAAAUGUGAACCAAACUGAAGUUCCCUCCCAUUCGGAGUCAAGAAGCUGCAGAGAUACUGAGAACUGCUGUGGGGGUUACAGAGGCUCACUUGGUUGCUGACCAUAGCUUCUUUUAUACGGUUUUAACAAAAGACCCUCAACUACCUCCUCUGUAAGUAAGAUAUGUUAGGAGAGUUUGCAGCUUGGGGAAAUAGAUUGGAAAGAUCACUUACCAUUUCUGGAGUUCAAAGGCUUUAUUUAUGCAGGAAGUAGAGAUGACCAAGAGAGAGCAGACAUAUUGUCUUAACAAGUUGGGAGAGAAGCAAAAUGGCUCAGCUUUUAGAGGGGAAGUUAUCUUAGAAAGAGUCUACUAGGAAGUAACAGUGCCCUCAUGUGGUUUGUAGUAACACAUGCAUUACCUAGAAGCUCAGAGGAAAUAAAUUUAUUUGUUAUUCUCCAGCAAGGCGAGCCAACUCCCACUCUAUGAAAAAUUGCAUAGAAAUCCCUUCCCUGUGAAAACAGAAUUUCCCUAUCCAUUUUUUGAGGGAAAGAAUGGUUCCAAGAAAAUGGAGAAGGAAGUUCUGCUAAACACUUGUUAACAUUGACAGGCGUCUUGUCUGGUGAAGAAAGGUUCCUUCUUCUCUUUCCCCACUGCUACUGAGCUUUGGGUGAAUUCUUCAGAGACUCAUUUUUUAUUUUCCCUCUAUUUUGGUGCUGUCUGUUGCCAAGGGGAGAGCAACACAUUUGAUUUGAGAUGAGACAGCUUCUUAACUUCUUCCUGUAGUCACAUUGAUACUGGGCUACCUUGACCAGCUCUGAACUAGAGUGGUUUUCAUGUCUAGGACAUUUUUUAGGUCUCGGAUAAGUCUCAGAUUUUCAUUUCAUGGAAAAACUGCCAUUCUUUUGCUCUCAUGGAACUGACUCUUCUGUUACAAGACAUUUUAAGUGUGCUGCUGAACUUUCACAUUCAAGUACCUUAUAUGAUUCCUUAAUUAAAUACCUCAGUGCUUUUUAUAGAAAACUGUACUGCAAAAUGACAAAACAUAUGUUGGUAAAAACGGAGGGCACUUCAAAUAUUCAGUUGAAAUAUUUAUGUUUUUUAAUGUUAUGCUAGUCAACUGUGAGUUUGAGCACACCAUAGAACAACUUUUGUCAACCUGGUGACCUCCAGAUUUUUUGAUUGCAGCUCCCAUCAUCCCCGGCCUGGGGCUGUUGAGAAUUUUAAGUCAAAAUAUCUGGAGGAUACCAGGUUCCCAAAGGCUUCCAUUGUAGGUUGUAAUAUAAUUAACACAUUGCAAAUUAUUGAAGUAGUGAAUUGCCACAAUUUCUUUUUCUUUUUAUCUACUUACAGCUACUCCAUGUUCUCUUUGCCAACUGUGUCGGCUACGUAUCCGAAACUACAUAGGAAAAGCCAGGUUGCAUCUUAUACCGCAGCUCCAGUUGCCAACCAUGUUGAAAGAGUUCCUGCAGUAUAGAUAAAGUAGUGACUAAUUUUUCAAAACUUGAAAAAAAAGCAGCCAAGUAUUUUACUAUAUGUUUUAUGUGAAAAACUGUUGAGAUGGGGAAGGGAGGGCAUAAACCAACAUUUACUUACUAAUAUAUAUCUCACAACUGAAGCUACAUUAUAAUCCAGUGAUAUUUGGGAUUCCUUGAGCAACCUGAUGGAGAGGGGCUAAUAUAAUUAAAUAAAAUAGAAUUUGCUUGUACUCUUGAAAUUUGCUGUACACUUUAAUAUAAUGUUCACUGAUCAGCCACUUCAUUUAAUUUUAUCUUCCUUUAGGGGCUUUUGUGGGGACUGUUCCUCACACAGCGGAUGUGCAGGAAUAUGCAGGGAUUCCGGGGUCAGUUACAGCAUUUCCCAACCCCCUGUGUAUUAUUGCUAAGGGAGUUUGCCCGUUUAAAUGCUGUUGCUCUCUAAGGAUCUGCUCUACUCUUCAUUCAUUGGAGGAGGGGGGAUGAAGCUAGAGAAGAAGAUGGGAACUGCAGUUGUCAGGAGCAACAGCCUUUUCAGUGGACUGGAGGCUGGAGUGGCAAUGAAGGUGUACUGUAACCCAAAAACUCUCACAGAAUGUUGUGUAAGUGAGUGUUGUGCAAUGCUCAAGACCUGUACAUGUGUUUAAGAUCUUUUGUUCACUGGCACAGAUGAAUUAUUGUUUGGUUUUGUUAUAUUCUGGUUCAAGGUGUCUUGUUCUGUGUGUAUCUAGAACAAUGGGGUGUUAGAUGCACUCUAUAAAUAUAUAUACAUAUUGAAAGACC
Podarcis lilfordi (Lilford's wall lizard) is the source of this 31096-nucleotide messenger RNA. The record is from the annotation of a GenBank genome assembly. NCBI's taxonomy places the organism in Eukaryota, Metazoa, Chordata, Lepidosauria, Squamata, Lacertidae.